AACAAAGACCAGAAGACAAUUCGGACCAACGACAGCACAACUGCAGCUAUCUGGUUUUUGACUUACAAGCAUCACCAAGAUGACUCUCGCGGAAGAUGUUAACACGAUAUCUACCUUUCUCUCCCACGACCAGAUUCAGCUCGACCCAGCUUCAAGCACGCCCCAACACUAUGAUUACAUUGUGCUUUGCGUCAGUGCCAUCUUCCACUGCGCCGAAACAUUCUUCAGCACCCUACAAAAACAUGGCUCAGCUCUAACCUCCACCGUGGUCCUCUGCGGCGGCAUCGGACACUCAACUCCACAUUUGUACACUGCAGUGGCCAGAAAUGCCCGCUAUGCCGACCUAUCCGAGCAGAUCAAUGGCCUACCGGAAGCCCAAGUCAUGGAAAAGAUCUUCGACCAUCGCUUUGACGGAAGCAGAGUGAGAGAGUCCGGUGUGAGAGUGUUGAUCGAGGAUCAAAGCACCAAUUGCGGUGCCAAUGCCACGGAGACUAGAAAGUUGCUACAGAAGCGUGGAUUACUGGUGUCUGGAAGUAAUGUCCUGAUUAUUCAAGAUCCCACCAUGAGCUUGAGGACGAAAGUGUCCUUUGAGAAAGCAUUUGGACUGGACAAUGUGGCGUUUGAGGCCUGUCCCACCUUUGUACCCUCAGUCAUCGAGAAAGAUGGCAGAUUGAGUUUCGACGAGAGCGAAGGUGUCAAAGAGGACGACCUGUGGAAUAUGGACAGAUUCUUGGGCCUCAUCUUGGGCGAGGUAGUCAGACUGAGAGAUGACGAGAACGGCUACGGACCAAGGGGCAAAGGAUUCAUUGGACAUGUUGAUGUACCAGACGCAGCACUCGAUGCAUACAAAAGGCUUGAAAAGGUCGUCCAGGCGAACAGGUAAAGAGAAAAGCUUUCUCUUCUCGCUCUCGCUGGCCAAUAAACAUGAAGAACAUCCUACAUUUUCAAAACAUGUUGGCGACCUCGCAUCUACAAGUGAUAGUGAGAUCGUGCGGUUUCUUUACAGCUACGCCCGUGUUCGCUGUAUGCUAGAGAUA
Molecule: messenger RNA, 1037 nt
Organism: Aureobasidium pullulans EXF-150
Lineage: Eukaryota; Fungi; Ascomycota; Dothideomycetes; Dothideales; Saccotheciaceae
Exons: 1
Coding region: 80-883 (267 amino acids)
Cellular component (GO): plasma membrane
Source: RefSeq, a predicted model, not a curated record